Hippopotamus amphibius kiboko is the source of this 1783-nucleotide messenger RNA. RefSeq names its product CD300 molecule like family member g (gene CD300LG). Gene Ontology annotation, molecular function: transmembrane signaling receptor activity. Bases 1 to 837 code for a protein of 278 amino acids. Lineage: Eukaryota; Metazoa; Chordata; Mammalia; Artiodactyla; Hippopotamidae. Gene Ontology annotation, cellular component: plasma membrane. The record is from RefSeq and is a predicted model, not a curated record. The transcript is spliced from 7 exons.
AUGCGGCCCCUAGUCCUGCUGUGGGGCUGCCUCCUCCUCCCAGGUUAUGAAGCCAUAGUGGGCCCAAAGGAAAUCAGCGGCUUUGAAGGUGACACCGUGUCCCUGCACUGUACCUACGAGGAGGAGCUGAAGUCGUACAAGAAAUACUGGUGCAGGGAGAGCGGGUUAUUCAUCUCCCGCUGCUCUGGGACUGUCUACUCUGGAGAAUACGGCCAGGAAGGCAGGGUGUCCGUCCAAGACAACCCCCGGAAACUCAGGAUCGAGGUGAUUCUGAGGAACCUCACCCUGGAGGACAAGGGGCAAUACUGGUGUGGGGUCGAAAGACUGGGCUUGGAUAAGACUUUCUUGGUCUCUCUGCUUGUCUUUCCAGGGAUCUCCCGCCCAGCCAAACGGCUGGAUUCCACCUCAAGAGAGGACACCAGUUUUGUCCCCAGCAGGGGCAGCUCCAAGCCCAGGGUAUCCAUCCCGAUGAUCCGCAUCUUGGCCCCCGUCCUGGUGCUGCUGGCCCUUCUGCUCGCCACAGGCCUGGCCGCCCUGGGCAGCUACGUGCUCCAGUGGAGGAAGAAAGUUCAACAGGCCGCAGAGACACAGAAGAAGGAGAAGGUCCAUCUCUCCCACUUGCCUCAGGGGAACAGCUGGGUCCCAGAGCAUGCGGUGAUCAACAAUGCAGAGCCCACUGGGCCUCCAGCCAGCCCCAACACGGAGAUCCGGAGCCUGAGCCAGACUUCAGAGGAAGACGCAGCCUCUUGGAAGAACCCUGAGGGAGACAUGACCCCAGGACCUCCCCUCCCCAUGUCUGAGGAUGAGCUGGACUUUUCCAAGUUCAUCUCAGUCUAGCCACCGAAUGCCCUCUUGAAUCUCUGGAAGGGCUGGAUUUUCGCUAACUCGGAUACGCUUUCUGCUACGGCUUCAGAGUCCUCUGGCCAGAGUCCAGGGCUCUCCCGCACCCUCCCCAGGCUCUCCUCCUGCAUGCCCCAGCUGAUCCGGAAGGCUUCGUCAGCCCUGGAGCCCAGAGUGGUGGCCUCACAGUUCCAGCGGGAGGCUGGGACCUUCCCAAGAUGGUCACAUUCCUGGGCAAAGCGCACAGCUGCUGGAUUCUUAAGGGGCCAGGCCGGGCUCAGGGGGUCUGGUCGGAGUUUGUAUCUGCUAAGGGAAUCCCCCUGGUCCUGGGUGCCCAGUCACAGGCCCCUCCCUACUCCCCCUCCAGACCCCACCUUCUCUUCCCUUCCUUCCAUCCUCAGAUUUAGCACCAAGUUCUUCUGCAUAAACCAGUGAAGAGGAGGGAGACUGCUGGGUUAGACUGGAUUCUGAUUUCUUGAAGCCGGUUGUGAACUACCUGCAUCCCAGUCCUUCCGGAAGUUGGUUAAAAAGAUGAUUUCUUGGGCCCUAUCAAGAACUACCAAAACCUGGGAAUUCCCUGGCAUACCAGUGGUUAGGGCUCGUCACUUUCACUGUUGUGGGCCUGGGUUUGUUCCCUGGUCAGGGAACUAACUACCAAAACCAUCUCUCAGGCUGGGCCUGGGACUCUGCAUUUCUAACAAGUGCCCUGGUGAUUCUAACACUCGAGUUUGAGCACCAGUGGGCUGGUUGAGCUCUCAGACCCCUUGGUUUAGAGAGUCUACAUUUGGUGUGUGGAGUCUCCCCCCUGCGCCUUAUAGAGCAUGCUCUGCCCACGACACCAUGACCCAGCUGGGGGCUUUCCUGGACCUGCCUGAGUCCAGGCCCAGGUCAAGUGCACAUUGGAAGGGGUGAGCCCAAGGCUGACGGGGAGCAAUUGUCUUUC